AUGGCCCAUGAGCCUAUUCAAAGCGAAGGAGAAGUCCACGCAACUGUACGAGACAUUUUGCACUCCAUGGAGUCGUCUUCCGCGUAUUUGUUUGCAUGGUCAAUUCUAACGGCAGUGCAGCGUGGCGCAUUAGGACCAGCAACCUUCGAUCUCUCCCACCGACACUGUGGCCUCGUUGACGCCUUUGUGUCGUAUCUAUGGCACGACACAUACUGCCUUACGAACCCUCCACGUCUGUGUUUUGUAGAAGGGCCAGCAAACGGACAGAGGUACACGAUCGAUACUUCCAAGCCCGUAUGGCAUCUAGCGGUGAUCGCGAUGGCAGAAGACCUGGGCUGCAGCGGCCUGUACGAGACUGCCAUUGAAAAGCUUCGAGAUUCUUUGAAGGUUGACAUCGGCGUGGACUGUUUCAUCGACCUUGUGGAGCAUGCCUUCAACAAAGGGGUUGUCAAGGACCAGCGGGGAUAA
This is a messenger RNA of Westerdykella ornata, 468 nucleotides long. RefSeq lists its product as uncharacterized. The transcript has 2 exons. The coding region runs from base 1 to 468 and encodes 155 amino acids. Lineage: Eukaryota; Fungi; Ascomycota; Dothideomycetes; Pleosporales; Sporormiaceae. The record is from RefSeq and is a predicted model, not a curated record.